AUGGCAGGUCGAAUAGGGGUUCGAUAUACUGAACAGUGUCUUGAUCUAGAAAAACGGCUUAAAUUAUUUUUUGAAAGACUAGAAGCAUACGCAACCCUCACAGUACAGCCGAUUAAUUAUCAAAAAACAGAAGCUCUUUGGUCUGCUCGAGCCUUAGGACCUCCAAGAUUCGAUAUUUUUUCUGGCGAGCACAAAAUUAACUGGGUUAAGGCAUUUAAGUAUUUAGGAUACUGGAUAACACCGAAACUAGGAUGGGGAACUAUGAUCAAAAAAUACAUGACUAAUGUUCGACAGCGCGUAGCAAUGCGUGUUACUCGUAAAUUGCAAUGGUCGGAUUCUUUCUUCGCGUUUGUUCUCAAUGAGAUAUCCCUGGAGGAUCGAUGUCAUCGCUAUCGGGAGAAAUAUUGGGCUGCUCUGGCGGAAUCUACCGACGGCGAUCUUUUAUUUGAACAAGCAAAUCUUAAUGAAUUUCGAAGAGGUUGGAUAGAUGAGGAAAAUUCAAUCAGAUGUCUGAGAAAAUCUAAAAGUUCCGAUGAAAACGUUAAAUAUAGACUAAAUUCAAGCUUGGAUACUGAUAGUGGCACUAAUAAUUAUUACACUGAUGACAGUGAUGAUUAUGAGGGUAAAGUCGAUAAUUUAUCAGUAGACUUAGCUGGUGAUAUAUCUGACGACGUUGAUUUAGGUAUUAAAGAAGUAGUUGAUGAUGGUGCAAUGGGUGAAGGCAAAUGGAUACAAGAUGACCUUGUAGAUGUACCAGAUUUUAUGAUUGUAAUGAAGGAUAAAGCAACAACAACUGAUAAGUAUUAUAUUAUUACGCAACGAGUAGAUUGUGAUUUAACACGUUAUAUUGAAGAGAAAGUAAAUACAUUUACUCCUUUUAGUAUUAAUAAUAUGAUUAUUCAAAUUAUUAAUGGUUUGAAAUACAUUCAUGAUGAUGUUGGAUUAAUCCAUCGUGAUAUGAAACCUCCUAAUAUUUUAGUGGAAAAAAAUAAACCAUCAUUUCUUAUAGCUGAUUUUGGCUUUGCUCAUCGUGAACCAAUGUCUAUCAAAGGUACACGUGGUUAUUUUGCACCUGAACUUUUAUCAUCGUAUGGAUUAAUAACUGAAAAAUCAGAUAUUUAUUCACUAGGUGUUAUUAUUAGAAAUAUUCUUGAAGAAUCAAAUAGUAUCGUACAGUAUAGUGCAGACGUAGAAUCGUUUCGGAAUUUGCUUGAUUUUGAAAAUGAAGUAGAGGAAUUAGAACAACUUGAAGAUAUAUUAAACAGAUUACAGCAAACCAGUUAUAAUGGUAAAUAUAAUUAUGAUAUACAACUGAUGACAUCAGCGGCUGAAAACUUUCUUGAAACAUAUUUUGAUCAAAUGAAAAUGACUGAAUUGCAGAAACGUAUUAAUUUUGGGAAUUCAGUUCAAAACCUGAUUGAUCCAAUUAAACAAAACUGGAAUCAAAUAUUAAUGAUAAAAAUAUGUGUAUAG
This is a messenger RNA of Didymodactylos carnosus, 1473 nucleotides long. Lineage: Eukaryota; Metazoa; Rotifera; Eurotatoria; Philodinida; Philodinidae. The record is from the annotation of a GenBank genome assembly.